ACGAUGGUCGAUAAUGUGGGCUUUGCGUUUGCGUUGCAGGCAUGGCGUUUGCACUGGCGUUCGCGUUGGCUCAGUUGGUCAGCGGUGGUCGGCUGAAGCGAUGGGUGCCUGGCACUGGCUGGUGUUGGCGUUGGCAUUGGUCACAUGUCACUGUGCCCUAGUACGUGAGCCGCCCACACUCACCAUCCCUGACCAAGGUGUGGUUGCGGGUCGUGAAGUGGCCGUUGGUCGUGGUCGCCGAGCUCUCCUCUACCUGGGCCUGCCGUUCGCUCAGCCACCGCUUCAGCAUUUGCGGUUCGCUCCUCCCGUCACUGAUCCCUUGCCUGCUUGGCAGGGUGUUCGCAAUGCGUCUCUUUAUGCUCCUGCCUGUAUGCAGCAGCGGCAACAACUACAGCUCCAUGACCGACUGCGGCUGGUCGAGCGACUAUUUGCCGGUGAUCAUCUGUUCCGCAUCGAUGAGGAUUGUCUCUACCUCAACGUAUUCGUUCCCGACGGCAACCCUCCUGCAGAAGGCUGGCAAGUUGUUGUGUGGUUCCAUGAAGGCAACUUCAGUGUGGGUGCAGCUAGUCUCUGGGAUGCUACAGCAUUUGCAGUUAAACAGAGGGUGCUUGUUGUAACAAGCUCUUAUCGGCUGAACGUGUUUGGAUUUUUUUCGACUUUGGAUGGAAUGGCACCAGGCAAUGCAGGCCUAUUGGACCAGGUGGCAGCUCUGGACUGGGUGCAUGCUAAGAUCAGCACUUUUGGUGGCUCAACUCAAAAUAUGGUGCUGGCUGGGCAUAGUGCUGGUGCAGAGAGUGUCACCCUUCACAUGAUGUCUCCCCUGUCAGAAGGCAAAUUCAGCAGAGCAAUUGCCAUGAGUGGCAGUGCACUUGCUCCAGGCACCAUCAGAUCACCACAAAAAGAUCCUUACUUGACUGACUUGGCAGAACGGUUUGAGUGCAACGUGAAGCCUACAAGCGAACUACUCGACUGUCUCAGAGAGGUCUCCGGGAAAGAUCUACUUAAUGGAGCCAUUCAAAUAGCAGACUGGGGUCCAAUUGUUGAUUUUUCUUUCGUCAAUGACACUGCUCAAGCUUUCUUACCUGCUGAACCUUCCGAGCUACUUGCAGCUGACAAAUUCAACAAAGUCGACUUCCUAACUGGAUUCACUGACAUGGAGCGAGCGUUUGUGUUUGCAGAGACAUUGGCGUCUGAUUUCAACAGGGAUGUUUUCCAGAAUCGAAUUAAUGAUGAAGUAAAUGCCGGUCACACAUUCGAAGUGAACAGUUCAUGCACUGUCAACUAUGAAUUACUUUAUGAUUCCGUCAUUUUUUUCUAUAGUCCUGCUCUACACAACCAGGAUGUAUCGGUGUUUAGAAAGAAAUACUUGGACUUUUGUACGGAAAAGUAUUAUGCAGCUGGAUCAUUCCUGCAUGCAACAUACGUGAGCAAGUCAAAUGUGGCUUAUGUUUAUAGGUUUGAUUACAAGCUGAAAACUAAUGGUGUAGUUGAUUUGGAGGAAUGGAUGAAUGUGCCUCACAUGAUGGAACUGCCCAUUGUGUGGGGCAUGCCAUAUUGGACUUCAUUUGUGUCACCAGUUGUUUGGAACAAUGCAGACAGGAAGCAGACUGAUAUAGUUAUGAGUCUUUGGGGAAACUUUUCUAGAGCAUCAACUCCAGCAGCAACAAAGGGUCGAGGGCUACAUUGGGAACCUUUCACCGAAGAGUCUCCCGGAGUGCUAAUAAUUGACAAGAACAUAGAAAUGAGUGACAUCAAUACUUUUGAUUAUAAAGCCACCAAGUUUUGGAACUACUACUAUCCAAAACUGUCAGAGGCUUCAACUACCUGUUGUAAUACCACGGCUGGCGCCACUACUGUCCACAUCUGCAAUGCUUCAUCUGCAUCAUUCUUGCUUUUGUUGAUUGCACACGCCACACGUGAAUUGUAGUCGAAGGGAUCUAACUAUUUGUAAAUAUCUAUUAUUUUUCUAAUAAAAACAAAAUAAUGGCCGCUCAUUCUAACUUUGUAUAAAAUAAAACUUGAUACUGUUACGAA
Molecule: messenger RNA, 2034 nt
Organism: Nilaparvata lugens (brown planthopper)
Lineage: Eukaryota; Metazoa; Arthropoda; Insecta; Hemiptera; Delphacidae
Product: cholinesterase 1
Exons: 3
Coding region: 14-1927 (637 amino acids)
Biological process (GO): postsynaptic membrane assembly; presynaptic membrane assembly; synaptic vesicle endocytosis
Cellular component (GO): cell surface; postsynaptic membrane; synapse
Molecular function (GO): signaling receptor activity; neurexin family protein binding
Source: RefSeq, a predicted model, not a curated record